AAUUCUGCUACCUUUGAAAAUCUGGUUGGGGUGUGGGUUUGACGGUCCAAGUAAUGUUAAAGAUGUUUUACUCUUUGAUAGCUUAAAAUUUCUUAGAUCAUUCAUCAUCUUCUUCCUACUUAAAAUAUCAUGUUUCACUUUAUGUAGAUUAUUUGAGGUUUAUGGCCGGGAAGACUAUAUAAAAUUAACAACAAAAGAUCUAGCUCCUCUACAAGGUGUUGGUCCGCAAAAAUGCUUAGCCUUCAGUGUCGAUGGAACUAGAUUUGCUACUGGUGGAGUUGAUGGAUAUCUCAGAAUAUUUGAGUGGCCAAGCAUGAAGGUCAUAUUAGAUGAACCAAGAGCUCACAAGUCAUUCGUAGACAUGGACUUCAGCUUGGAUUCAGAGUUUUUAGCCACGACAUCCACUGAUGGUGCAGCAAGAAUAUGGAAUACAAACGAUGGUGCUCCAAUAACCACUUUGACUCGAAAUUCAGAUGAGAAAAUUGAACUUUGUCGAUUCUCCAAAGAUGGGACGAAACCAUUCUUAUUUUGCACUGUUCAAAGAGGAAAUAAAUCGCUUACUGGUGUUUGGGACAUAAGCUCGUGGAAAAAAAUUGGGCACAAGAGGCUGCUUAAAAAGCCAGCUUCAAUAAUGUCGAUUAGUCGGGAUGGGAAGUAUCUUGCUCAGUAAGUGCAUAGCCUCCUGAAAUUUCAUUUUUGUACGAAUAUGAAAGCAAAUAGUUCCUGAAGUUUCUUUAUGGAAGUACAUUAAUCUAAAAAUAAAAGUAACUAAAUUUGCGUGAGAUUGAGAAAA
Messenger RNA from Olea europaea var. sylvestris, 793 nucleotides. Its product is annotated as SEC12-like protein 1. The transcript has 6 exons. The annotation marks the transcript as partial. Gene Ontology annotation, molecular function: protein binding; GTPase activator activity; guanyl-nucleotide exchange factor activity. Gene Ontology annotation, cellular component: endoplasmic reticulum membrane. Gene Ontology annotation, biological process: protein secretion. Lineage: Eukaryota; Viridiplantae; Streptophyta; Magnoliopsida; Lamiales; Oleaceae. The record is from RefSeq and is a predicted model, not a curated record.